AUGAGUAACAGCCAAGAUACACAAAGCCAGAAUAUCAUGGCGGCAGCACUAAGCUCGCCUCUUGGGCAAAUGACGGCCUCUCAGGAGACGCAGGACGGGCAGAGGACGCCGAGGGCUAGAGGCCCAAUUCGAGAAUCCUCGCCUCUUCACUUCACGUCGAGCCCAGGACGUUCCGUCAGAGAUAUGCAUUCAGACCUACGUAGCGAGACGAGCGGCCUUUUUGUUGGCUCGCAACACGGAACACCCAGGUAUAGCCGCGGUGACAUUGGCACAGACUACAACUCGACCCCUCGCCAGCCUGCACUGCGACGUGUGCUGCUAGACGGUGACGGCAGGCCAUUGCGCGAAGGGGAGCUGCCCACAUCAGAUGCGCACACCUUCUCCAACCGCGAUUACAACACAUCAGAAGCGGACAUUAUGGGUGGCACCGGCGACGGGCUGGUUUGGGGUACUACAAUCUCACUGACAGACAGCAUCCGCACCAUGGAAGAUUUCAUCCGAAACUUCAGUCUCAAGUACCGCCUCUACCGCGAAGGCCUCACCGAUGAAGAGGUCGCUGAAACGCCCUACUCUGAUACCAAAAUUUACCAAGAAGCUGUCGAGAACAUGGUCACCUUGGGCCAGGAUCGUCUCUACCUCAACCUCCAGGACCUCAACUUUUACCCGCCCACGAAGAAGCUGUACCAUCAAGCUCAGGUCUACCCAGUCGAGAUUAUCCCCAUUCUUGAUCAGGCCGUGAAGAAUGCGGCAGUGGAGUUCGCAGCGCUGGAGGACAGCAGGAAUACGCAAUCUCAGAGCAGCGCGGGGCAUAUAUCGGGCAACACUCGUGAAAGCUCAGAGCCAGCUUUCCCUAGCUCAGAUCACCCAGAAGGUCCCGAGACGCCGCGUGCACCACAAACAUCAGUGGAACCCCAGGAGACCCUCAGGGAUCAGGUCAACAGGAUGUACUUUUACGUGCGUCCUUACGGCAUGGAGUCAUCGACCAAUCUGCGCGAUCUGAACCCGUCUGAUGUCGACAAGUUGGUGUGCAUCAAGGGCAUGGUUAUCCGAGCCACGCCCGUCAUCCCUGACAUGAAAGACGCCUUCUUCCGCUGCAACGUCUGCAAUCAUUCGGUCAACGUCGGCCUGGAUCGCGGCAGAAUUCAUAAGCAAGUUAUCAAGUUGCAGGAAACGCCAGACGCCGUCCCGCCCGGUCAGACACCUCACUCCGUAUCUGUCGUUGCUUACAACGAGCUGGUGGACUUUUGCAAAGCUGGUGAUCGUAUUGUGGUGACCGGUAUCUUCCGUGUCAACCGCAUCCGUGUCAACCCACGCCAGAGAGCGCUCAAGAGUGUUCACAAGACAUUUGUUGACAUGGUGCACUGCAAAAAGGUGGACAGUAAGCGCAUGGAUGCCGACCCAACAACGUUGGACGUUGAUGAAAUGGAGGACAACAGCCAAGAGGAAGGCCUGCAACAGGCCCGCAAAGUCACUCCUGAAGAGGAGGCCGAGAUCCAGGCUACUGCCGCUAGACCCGACAUCUACGACCUCCUGUCUCGCUCAUUGGCACCAUCAAUCUACGAAAUGGACGACGUGAAGAAGGGCAUCUUGCUUCAGCUGUUUGGUGGCGCGAACAAAACCUUCGAGAAGGGUGCCAGCCCCAAGUAUAGAGGCGACAUCAACGUUCUCCUUUGCGGCGACCCUUCGACGUCCAAGUCUCAGAUGCUGUCCUACGUUCAUAAGAUCGCGCCUCGCGGUGUUUACACCAGUGGAAAGGGUUCUUCCGCUGUUGGUCUGACCGCAUAUGUCACCCGUGACCCAGAAACCCGGCAGCUGGUCCUCGAAUCUGGUGCGCUCGUUCUGUCCGACGGCGGCGUCUGCUGCAUUGAUGAGUUUGACAAAAUGUCCGACUCCACGCGCUCAGUGCUUCACGAAGUCAUGGAACAGCAGACCGUCUCCGUCGCCAAGGCAGGUAUCAUCACUACCCUCAACGCACGCACAAGUAUUCUUGCCUCGGCCAACCCGAUCGGCAGUCGAUACAACCCCGAUAUGUCGGUUCCUCAGAACAUUGACCUCCCACCCACCCUUCUCUCCCGUUUCGAUCUGAUCUACCUCAUUCUCGACCGUGUUGAUGAGAAGGCAGACAAGCGCCUGGCCAAGCAUUUGCUCUCGCUCUACCUCGAAGACAAACCCGAUUCCGCCCCUUCAAACAAUGACAUCCUCUCUGUGGACUUUUUGACACUGUAUAUAUCCUACGCGCGAUCCAACAUUCAACCCAAGAUCUCCAAGCAGGCAGCCGAGGAGCUUGUGGAGAGUUACCUCGAGAUGCGCGCCCUCGGUCAAGAUGUUCGUGCCGCGGAUAAGCGUAUCACUGCCACAACACGUCAACUAGAGAGCAUGAUUCGACUGUCCGAAGCCCACGCCAAGAUGCGCCUGUCCGACACUGUGACCAAGGACGACGUUGGAGAGGCGUACCGUCUCAUCCAAAGCGCGCUCAAGACAGCAGCAACCGAUUCUCAGGGACGCAUCGACAUGAGCCUCCUGACAGAAGGCACGAGUGCUGCGGACAGGAGGCGCCAGGGCGAGAUCAAGGACGCCUUGCUGAAGCUCCUAGAUGACAUGACCUCGGGCGGCAACUCUGUUCGCUGGGGUGAUGUUGCUAGGAGGUUGACCGAGGGAGCAAGCUUACCCAUUGAGACUGCAGAGUUCAACGAGGCGAUGCGUGCGCUGGAAGCAGAGAGUGCUAUCAUGGUUACGGGUGAAGAUCUGGUCAUGUAUUUCAUUAAUGGUUUCAAGCGCUUUACGCAUCAGUUCACCGCAUUCUAG
Emericellopsis cladophorae is the source of this 2805-nucleotide messenger RNA. Its product is annotated as DNA replication licensing factor-like protein. The record is from RefSeq and is a predicted model, not a curated record. The transcript is spliced from 5 exons. The coding region runs from base 1 to 2805 and encodes 934 amino acids. Lineage: Eukaryota; Fungi; Ascomycota; Sordariomycetes; Hypocreales; Bionectriaceae. Gene Ontology annotation, molecular function: single-stranded DNA helicase activity; ATP binding; single-stranded DNA binding. Gene Ontology annotation, biological process: mitotic DNA replication initiation; double-strand break repair via break-induced replication; DNA replication. Gene Ontology annotation, cellular component: nucleus; MCM complex.